Pocillopora meandrina is the source of this 780-nucleotide messenger RNA. The record is from the annotation of a GenBank genome assembly. NCBI's taxonomy places the organism in Eukaryota, Metazoa, Cnidaria, Anthozoa, Scleractinia, Pocilloporidae.
AUGGAACGGAACCCCAUCGGUGAUAAGAAAAGACCCAUCAGCCCUCUUGCAAUAAUCGCCGUGAAACGAUUUAGCUUUGAGGGCAUCGACAAAAGACAAGAUUUCUGCGCAAGCAAAAAUCCAAGAGCUGGGACAACGCCGGCGGAGGCUGAGGCAGAUAAGUCUCUGACGAUUGUAUCGGAAUCUCUACAAGUUGUGAUAAGCGAAACCAGAAGCACGGGAAAAACUCCGUCUAUUAUUUGGAGCGAUAACAUAGAUGGUUUUGAACCGGAGAAGACAUUUCUGACAUUUAGUGUCGAUGAAGAUGAACAUAUAAUUCACUUGAAGUCGGUAGAUGGAAUGAAUGAACAUAUUGAGAAACCUACCAUUUUAAAUCACGAGAAAGAAGAUGCCAUGAUAAGCAGCCAAAAUGGAACUCCGAAGAUCGUGCGCCAGGAUUGGCUCCUUCGUCAGAACCGAAAAACCAAAGCACUUCCGAUCCAAAGUCGAAUUUUUUUUGUGAACCGUCAGACUAAAGUGUUCAAAAUCUUCUGGGUGCUGAGGUUUCUAGAAAAGUACUCGAUGAAAAUGACAAUUUUGCAAAGUAUUGUAAUACUACAAACCCCAUUAGCGGCUAACGAUACAAAUCAAGAAUUUCUCGCAGAAAUUCAGGUCAGACUAAAGAAAAAGUGGAACUGUCAGACUCAGGGACACUUGAUUCCCCAGUACAUGAGGCAAAUCCUACGCGAACACAGAAAGCUUCAUACGACCGAAAUGCAAAGGACUUUCCGGCUUACAUGA